ACUUGUAAAAACCGCAAAAUAAAAUCAGGAAUACAAAUUGGCGUCCACGAUGUCCGAACAUCCUAAUAGGAAUCCGAACAGAAGUUUGGCAGACCUGUUUAGUACAUGCCACAUGGACGACGACCAUGACAUACAAGCGCCCCAAUCCGAAAUAGAAAUGGAAGACGACGACAGUGUUUUAUUUGUGGACGCCAACAACAGCCGCAGCAGCAGUGUUAUUUUAAUUUCGUCUAAUGCUUCGCCGGUCAGCUACCUGCACUCGUCCCAAUUCUCUUCCACUGACGAACAAGUGUCUCUGGAAGCCCUUACCAUAGAGGAAACCUCAGAUAGCGAUUGCGCCCUCGUUUCGGACAGUCGCCGUCCUGGUCCCGAAAACAUCGACAUGGAGACUCCAAGGCUUCCCUCGGUCCGGCGCUCCCGGAAUCGCGGAGACCAUGAUCUUCCGAUCAAAAAAAGUUGUAUGACUCGUCCUGACGGCGCUGCUGUCGAUCAAGCAUUGAAGGAAGAUGACAACGAUCUUGCAAUUGAUCGAUUCCUGGACGAGAUGCCUUCCACCUCGAAUCGCUCGGUAGUGACGCGCAGUGGUCGUGCGGUAAAAACGCGCAUUAACCAGGAGUUUGACUACUCGUCCUCACAGUCAAAAGGUGAUGGCGAGGAGGACUCCGAUGAUGAGUCGGUGGAGACCGAAGACGAGGACUAUCAACUGACAAAUGAUUUCCAGGAACCGAAGUGGACGGGUCGCAAGCGUCGUAGUUUUGAAACCAGCAGCAGCAGCGCCAGCAGCACCGAUAGCAGCCACUCCAUGACUUCCAUUGUCUAUAUCGAAUUAGGCGAUCCAGUUGCGAUUAUUAGGUACGACGCACUGGCCAAUGUCGACCUGAAUACAGAAACUGAACUCAAGACAAAGGUCCACAAAUUUCUGGGGCUAAUACCCCCCCGUCGCAGGUUGUACAACGUCUUAGGUGACUGCGACCAGGAACCGGACGAUAAUGAGCACGAAAUGGCAACCCUUUCGGUCAAUUGUUUGAGGAGUCCUUCACUUCAUUCGGGCGUUCAUCCAGUCACUUCAUCACCCAAGCGCGCUAUUUUGCCGAAUGCAACGCCGACCUCCACUUGGUCGACCGUGAAUUUAUCGCAUCUCAAGCCACCGACCCUGGAAGAACGCCAGGCAAAAAUUUGCAACGAUUUCGUGCUGCAGGCCAAUGCGAAUUCGAUUGAGGAGCAGACACCGGAUUACCUAAAGGAGCCACCCGAUCUGAGCGAACUGCCUAGCAGAACUCAGAUGGAAAUCAACUGCCGCCGCCACGAGAUCAGUGUCUCCUGUAUGGAUCAUAAUCGGGGUUUCUACAGAUUCAUUGAAUCGCUCAAGCGGGAGACCUCAAUCAACAUGUGCCAUCCGAUGGCACGCUCCUAUAGGGAAGCCAAUUUUAACUCCUGCAAAAAGACACUGGCCAAGAUGCUGUAUAAUAUGUUCAAUCACGCGAUCUUUCAUUGUGCUCUGAUGGUGCCAAUACUUUGGAGGCGACGCAUGACUACGCCCUGCCAAUGCCUGUUGGACAUCAGGUCCUCCGGAAAGCGCACCGCCCGCAUUUUGCUGUGGGAAAAUAUAAAUGAAGCCGGCAUGCUUGUCAAGCCACUGCUGCACGAGAUGUGCCAUGUGGCGGCAUUCCUCUUUAACCGGGAGGCGGGACACGGCGACAAUUGUCGUAAAUGGGCCUACCAGUCGAGGCGUGCACUGCCGGAGCUUCCGGCGAUUGAAGACUGCGAUGCUAACUUUAAGUAUACCUGUACAAUGUGUGCCCGGUGCUCUUACGGCACGAUGGAUUUGAAGAAAGUGAACUUGCGCUGCCACUAUUGCCAGUUCGAGGUGGGCGUAAAGCCAUUUAGCAAAACUGACAUGUACGAGGGUACUCGACCUGAUCUGAAACUUACACCAUUCAAGUCCUACGUCCGAGACAAGUACUUAAAGCUGGGCGAGGAGGGAGGUACCACUCACAGCUCUAAAAUGAAGCUACUUAACGAAGAGUUCGCCAAGAUGAACUGAUGAAAUCAACACAGCGCCGUUGUUAAGUUUCAAUAACCUAAGUUAGUUUUUAUGUUACGUAUAUUAUAUUUUUAAUAAAUGCGAAUCCCACAAGAA
Molecule: messenger RNA, 2140 nt
Organism: Drosophila eugracilis
Lineage: Eukaryota; Metazoa; Arthropoda; Insecta; Diptera; Drosophilidae
Exons: 7
Coding region: 50-2044 (664 amino acids)
Cellular component (GO): nucleus
Source: RefSeq, a predicted model, not a curated record